AUGGAGCAGCCCCUGUUUGCCCACACGGGCGCAUACAACGAUGCCGUCGCCGCGCUCCGACGCCCGGGUGCAGCCGACCCCGUCGACCCGGCCAGCCUGCUCAGCCGCGAUGCCACCACCACCAUCGUCGACCGCUUCCUCGCCCCCCUCAGCCGCUUCACGCCCUCGGACCUCGCCAGGCAGCAGGUCCACUGGCCACGCACACCCCACACCCAGUCCAUGCUCUGGGCCGAACCCUCCGUCAGCCUCACCUCGCUCGACUUUGUCCGCGCAGGCCUCGAGGGCCGCAUCGUCGGCUACAAGGAGCUAUCCCACCCGCGCGACCCCCUCCUCGACCCGAGAAACUCGACCUCGCUCGCCCGCAAGCCCGCCACCGCCACCAACUUUGUCAGGGGAAAGAGCGCCUUCGUCCCCUUUGCCCCGGGCGGUCUCGAGGAUGAGGUCAUCGCACCCCACGACCCGCAAGAGGCAGACGAGCGCAUCGAGACAGAGGUGCAGCAGAUGGAGGACGCCCUGCGCUCGGGGAGGGGGUUGCGCGACCACGCCCCAGGCCUCAGCCGCCCCUACGAGGACCCCGAGGCGUCGGCGGCCGACGAUGGCGACGACGACGACGACGUCGAGAUCGGCGAGGUCGAUGCCAUCACCGGCAUGACACCCCUUCCCAUUUACCGCCCGUCCAACGAGGCCGGACCGUCUCGCCUCUCGUCCGCACUCUCGUCGUCGUCGUCGCAGCAGCAGCAGCCUGGUGCGCACGGCUCGUCCGCUGCUGGCCGCGAGCAGGACGCCGAGCUCGAUGAGCUGCUGCCCAUGGAACGCCCGCGCCCCCUCCUCCAGAAGCGCGCCGCAAAGGUCGACGCCAAGCGCGACUGGGCCCACGUCGUCGACGUCAACCAGUCGCUCACCAACUUCAAGGAGCUCGUCCCCGAAAUGGCCCACUCGUUCCCCUUUGAGCUUGACACGUUCCAGAAGGAGGCCGUCUACCACCUCGAGCAGGGCGACAGCGUCUUUGUCGCCGCCCACACCUCGGCAGGAAAGACGGUCGUGGCCGAGUACGCCAUCGCGCUGGCGCAGAAGCACAUGACGCGCUGCAUCUACACCUCGCCCAUCAAGGCGCUCUCGAACCAAAAGUACCGCGACUUUAAGCAGACGUUUGGCGCGCAGAACGUCGGCAUCCUCACGGGCGACGUCCAGAUCAACCCCGAGGCGCCGUGCCUGAUCAUGACGACCGAGAUCCUGCGCAGCAUGCUCUACCGCGGCGCCGACCUCAUCCGCGACGUCGAAUUCGUCAUCUUCGACGAGGUGCACUACGUCAACGACACCGAGCGCGGCGUCGUGUGGGAGGAGGUCAUCAUCCUCUGCCCGCAGCACAUCAACAUGAUCCUCCUCUCGGCCACCGUGCCCAACACCAAGGAGUUCGCCGACUGGGUCGGGCGCACCAAGAAAAAGGACAUCUACGUCAUCAGCACGCCCAAGCGCCCCGUCCCGCUCGAGCACUUCCUGUACGCCGGAAAGGAGAUUUUCAAGAUCGUCGAUGCCCAGGCCCAGUUCCUCGGUGGCGGCCUCAAGGACGCCGGAGAGGCGCUCAAGCGCAAGCAGGAAAAGGAGAGGGAGGCCGCGGGCCUUCCGCCGCCCGAUCUCCUGCCCUGCGUCGUCUUUGUCUUUUCCAAAAAGAGAUGCGAGGAGAACGCCGGCAGCAUGCCCAACACCGACCUCUGCAACGCCAGGGAGAAAAACGAGGUCUUUAUCGUCAUCGAAAAGAGCCUCACCAGGCUCAAAGGAUCAGACAAGGAGCUUCCUCAGAUCAAGAGGAUGCGGGACCUGCUGGGCAGAGGCAUCGGCGUGCACCACGGAGGCCUGCUGCCGAUCGUCAAAGAGAUCGUCGAGAUCCUCUUCCAGCGCGGACUCGUCAAGGUCCUCUUCGCGACAGAGACGUUCGCCAUGGGCGUCAAUAUGCCCGCUCGGUCCGUCGUAUUCUCGGGGAUCCGCAAGCACGACGGCCAAGGGUUCAGGGAUCUGCUGGCCGGCGAGUACACCCAAAUGUCGGGUCGAGCCGGACGACGAGGUCUCGACCCGACCGGGGUGGUCAUCAUCAACGCAUCUGACGGGCUUCCCGAGAGCGCGACGCUGCACAAGAUGCUGCUGGGGCAGCCGACCAAGCUGCAGUCGCAGUUCCGCCUGACGUACAACAUGAUCCUCAACCUGCUGCGCGUCGAGACGCUCAAGGUCGAAGAGAUGAUCAAGCGCUCCUUUUCCGAAAACGCCGCACAGAAGAUGCUGCCCGACCAGCAGAGAAAGGCCGAAGAGGUGGAGAGGAAGCUGUCGAAGCUGCCGCAGGUGCAGCCAAAGGAGCUGGCCGAGGAGCUGAGCGUCUACUACGACCUGUGCAACGCCAUCGACAGCUCGCACCAGGGCAUGUGCGAGCUCGCCCUCGACAACCCGCAGGGAAGCAAGAACUUUGCCGCCGGCCGCGUCGUGCUGUUGCGAGACAGUCACUUUGACCACCACGUCGGCGUCAUCGUGCGCCAGGUGGCGUCGCGCGAGUUCCUCGUCCUCGCCGCCGUGUCCAAGGAGACGAAGCGGGGCGAAUCCGAUUCCGUCGGCACGGUUGCGCCGCUCUGGCCGCCCCGCGUCGAGCGUUGCGAGGCCGAGGAGACGGUCUACGACCUGCGCGAGGUGCCGCUGUCGAGCAUCAUUGACGUGCCGCUGAUUAUGGCGCACCGCAUCUCGGCCAUGACCAAGGCCGUCGAGGCGCUGCUGCCCCUGCGCGACGCCUACGCCGCCCUCGACACGGGCGCGGUGCCGCCCGAAGUCGACUGGUCCAAGAUCCGGCGUCUCGACUUCCAGGAGGCGCUGCGGUCGCGCGACAGCUACGUCGGUCGGCUGAAGCCCCACUUUGGACUCGUCGACGACGAUGCGUUCCUCAAGCAUUAUGCGCAGACGCACACGCGCAAGCAGCUCGAGGCGGAGCUGAGCCAGCUGCUGCUCAAGCAGUCGAACCAGAACCUCGAGCUGCUGCCAGACUACCACCAGCGCAUCGAGGUGCUCAAGGCGCUGCGCUUCAUCGAGCCCACGUCCGAGAGCGUGCUGCUCAAGGGGCGCGUGGCGUGCGAAAUCAACUCGGCAAACGAGCUCGUCCUCACCGAACUCAUCCUCGAAAACGCCCUGGUCCGCUACACACCCGAGGAAACCGUGGCGCUCCUCAGCAUCUUCCUGUUUCAGGAAAAGACGUCGGUCGUCCCCGAACUGUCCGAGAGGUUGUCAGAGGGCUACGCAACCAUUGUCGAAAUCGCCGACCGAGUCAAUGCAGUGCAGGCGCUCAACCAGCUCAACUUUGAAGAUUUCGCCAACCCGCAGAAACUCGGACUGGUCCAAGUCGUCUACGAAUGGGCGCGUGGAACCGCAUUUGACAAGAUCACGGACCUCACCGACGUCCAGGAAGGCACCAUUGUGCGCGUCAUUACCCGGCUCGACGAGACGUGCAGAGAGGUGCGCGACGCCGCGCGCGUCAUUGGCGACGCCGACCUCUUCACCAAGAUGGAAACCUGCCAGGCCCUCAUUCGUCGCGACAUCGUCUUUGCCGCAAGCCUCUACUUCUGA
This is a messenger RNA of Pseudozyma flocculosa PF-1, 3597 nucleotides long. RefSeq lists its product as uncharacterized. Gene Ontology annotation, biological process: nuclear-transcribed mRNA catabolic process, 3'-5' exonucleolytic nonsense-mediated decay. Gene Ontology annotation, cellular component: Ski complex. The record is from RefSeq and is a predicted model, not a curated record. The transcript is spliced from 16 exons. Lineage: Eukaryota; Fungi; Basidiomycota; Ustilaginomycetes; Ustilaginales; Ustilaginaceae. Gene Ontology annotation, molecular function: ATP binding; RNA helicase activity; RNA binding. The coding region runs from base 1 to 3597 and encodes 1198 amino acids.